AUGCGCGAUGGAAACGCCGUUGAUGCCUCGUUGACGCCAGCGUCUCGCGUUCUCAUCGAACGCAUCGCCGCUUUGCAGUCUCACGACCCUGGCCAAUCCAAUCCCGCCGCUUCCACGCCUAUGGAGGAGUCCGCAUCGACCCUGUCGCCCAUCUCCUCUGCUGAGUCUCUUGCCAAUGCCGAGAUCGAGCUAUUGGAUACCCAGAGCGGCGAACAAGAUCACGGCCGAGCGGCCGCAGCAGAGCAUUACGAGCGCAUCGAGGUUCCGCUCGUCUUUGACAGCGAGUUUUUUGAUAUCCUGCAAAGCGAUGUCAAUAACCUGGAUGCCCUCCAAGCUAAAGAAGAAAAGGCCAUGGUGACCGAGAUCGUCGCCCUGCGCCAAGAGGUUUCCCAUCUUACGAAACCUAGCCGCCUCUCCAAGAGCGACCUCGCGAGAUGGAGAGCUAUUUUCGAGUUGUACCUUGAUGCCCAGGUCUUCUUUUCUACCAACGAGCAGGAUCACGGAUCACGUAGCAGCCAAACGGCCGCCAAACAGCUUCAGUGGUUUCAGGAAGAGAUCACUAAACGCAACCUGGUCAAGUCCUUCAAGAUCGCCGAGAGUCACGAAGCCCUCGUUCGCUUCCUUCGCCUGAAUGCUGUUCUUCUGAAAAACCUGCAAUUUCAGGAGAUUAACCAGGUUGCUAUUUACAAGAUUUUGAAGAAUAGGUUGCUGGCCGGCUCCGUGGCCAAGGACAUUUGCGCCCAGAUGUCUACCGACCUAGUUUCCGUCGUGCCUCAGAUUAGCGACUAUUUGUGCCCCAUUUGCUUUGCCAUCGCAUACCGUCCUGUUCGGUUGGCUUGCCAGCAUGUCUUCUGCAUCCGAUGUAUCGUCAAGAUUCAACGUCGAAACGAGAAACAUUGCCCCUUGUGCAGGGCUGACACCGUGAUGAGAGCCUCCGCUGAUAAUUUGGAUAUCCAACUCGAGAGAUACAUGCGCAAGUACUUCCCGAAAGAAUCUAAGGAGAAGCAACGGGCCAAUGAGAUUGAACGAGGUAUUGAGGACUACGGUCCUGAGUACGUGCAUUCCGAGUGCUCCGUCAUGUAG
Colletotrichum spaethianum is the source of this 1083-nucleotide messenger RNA. RefSeq lists its product as uncharacterized. Bases 1 to 1083 code for a protein of 360 amino acids. NCBI's taxonomy places the organism in Eukaryota, Fungi, Ascomycota, Sordariomycetes, Glomerellales, Glomerellaceae. The transcript is spliced from 3 exons. Gene Ontology annotation, molecular function: metal ion binding. The record is from RefSeq and is a predicted model, not a curated record.